Messenger RNA from Otolemur garnettii (small-eared galago), 535 nucleotides. It is a transcript of the gene ANAPC11, whose product is annotated as anaphase promoting complex subunit 11. Gene Ontology annotation, molecular function: cullin family protein binding; zinc ion binding; ubiquitin protein ligase activity. The record is from RefSeq and is a predicted model, not a curated record. Gene Ontology annotation, biological process: anaphase-promoting complex-dependent catabolic process; positive regulation of mitotic metaphase/anaphase transition; protein ubiquitination. Gene Ontology annotation, cellular component: anaphase-promoting complex; nucleus. The coding region runs from base 170 to 424 and encodes 84 amino acids. NCBI's taxonomy places the organism in Eukaryota, Metazoa, Chordata, Mammalia, Primates, Galagidae. The transcript is spliced from 3 exons.
UGGGCGCCGGAGGCUGUCGGAUUCCGGGGACUUCUACAGCCCUCGCCCGGCUGCCCUCGGCCGAGGUGCGCGCCUGGCGGGUAGGCCUGGGGCGGGGGGCACGCCCUCGGGCUCUGCUCCAGUCAGCGGACAUCUGGGCGCACCCCUAAAGCCCACAGAUUACACUGCCAUGAAGGUGAAGAUUAAGUGCUGGAAUGGUGUGGCCACUUGGCUCUGGGUGGCGAAUGAUGAGAACUGCGGCAUCUGCAGAAUGGCAUUUAAUGGCUGCUGUCCAGAUUGUAAGGUGCCUGGCGACGACUGCCCACUGGUGUGGGGCCAGUGCUCGCACUGUUUCCACAUGCACUGCAUCCUCAAGUGGCUGCAUGCACAGCAGGCCCAGCAACACUGCCCCAUGUGCCGCCAGGAGUGGAAGUUCAAGGAAUGAGGGCUCCUGCCCCCCACGCUGCACCUGGGCUUGGGCCCUCACCCCAGAUGAGACCCUGUUGUUCUGAUGGGAUGGGUAGCUUUGGUCUCUGCGGGGAUGGGCCCCUGUGGG